GUCGAGGGACUGCCCCUGCCGGCGACGAGGCAGGAGGGGGACGCUCGCCCGAUCGCAACCGGGAACUGGGGUUGUGGCUCUCGCAGCGGGGAUCCCCAGCUGAAGGCCCUCAUCCAGUGGCUGGCUGCCAGCAUGGCCCAGGCCCCGUGCUUGCUCUACUAUACCUUCGGACAGCCUCGACUCGGCCGGCUGAAGGAGUUGACCACCGCGAUCCUCGCAAGAGGCUGGACCGUGGGCCAGCUGUGCGCCGCCAUCCUCCAAUACUCCGAGACCUCUCUGAUCGACUUCCAGGAGAAGACAUUCUCGGAUUGCGUCCAGAGGAUGACCUCCCAGCAGCAACGGCAAGAGCGACGCUCCCUGUCGCAUUCCACGUCGACGUCCUCGUCGGCCUCCGAGCGGUUCUCGUACUGGCGGCUGGAGGUGACGUUGUUCGACGCCCUCCUGGCCGUCGUUGCCAGGCCUGCCCGUACCAGCGAACCCUUAGAAACCGAGCUGUGAUUUCUGUCUCCAAACGUCGGACCACUGGAGAAUAAACCGAU
Molecule: messenger RNA, 539 nt
Organism: Darwinula stevensoni
Lineage: Eukaryota; Metazoa; Arthropoda; Ostracoda; Podocopida; Darwinulidae
Source: the annotation of a GenBank genome assembly